Brassica oleracea var. oleracea is the source of this 1584-nucleotide messenger RNA. The record is from the annotation of a RefSeq genome assembly. Lineage: Eukaryota; Viridiplantae; Streptophyta; Magnoliopsida; Brassicales; Brassicaceae.
AUGAAAAAUCUGGUUCGAUGGCUGUUCUCCACAAACCACAAGGAUAUAGGGACUCUCUAUUUCAUUUUCGGUGCCAUUGCUGGAGUGAUGGGCACAUGCUUCUCAGUACUUAUUCGUAUGGAAUUAGCACGACCCGGCGAUCAAAUUCUUGGUGGGAAUCAUCAACUUUAUAAUGUUUUAAUAACAGCUCAUGCUUUUUUAAUGAUCUUUUUUAUGGUUAUGCCGGCGAUGAUAGGUGGAUUUGGUAAUUGGUUUGUUCCGAUUCUGAUAGGUGCACCUGACAUGGCAUUUCCACGAUUAAAUAAUAUUUCAUUCUGGUUGUUGCCACCAAGUCUCUUGCUCCUAUUAAGCUCAGCCUUAGUAGAAGUAGGUAGCGGCACUGGGUGGACGGUCUAUCCGCCCUUAAGUGGUAUUACCAGUCAUUCUGGAGGAGCAGUUGAUUUAGCAAUUUUUAGUCUUCAUCUAUCUGGUGUUUCAUCCAUUUUAGGUUCUAUCAAUUUUAUAACAACUAUCUUCAACAUGCGUGGACCUGGAAUGACUAUGCAUAGAUUACCCCUAUUUGUGUGGUCCGUUCUAGUGACAGCAUUCCUACUUUUAUUAUCACUCCCGGUACUGGCAGGGGCAAUUACCAUGUUAUUAACCGAUCGAAACUUUAAUACAACCUUUUUUGAUCCCGCUGGAGGGGGAGACCCAAUUUUAUACCAGCAUCUCUUUUGGUUCUUCGGUCAUCCAGAGGUGUAUAUUCUCAUUCUGCCUGGAUUCGGUAUCAUAAGUCAUAUCGUUUCUACUUUUUCGGGAAAACCGGUCUUCGGGUAUCUAGGCAUGGUUUAUGCCAUGAUCAGUAUUGGUGUCUUAGGAUUUCUUGUUUGGGCUCAUCAUAUGUUUACUGUGGGCUUAGACGUAGAUACCCGUGCCUACUUCACCGCAGCUACCAUGAUCAUAGCUGUCCCCACUGGAAUCAAAAUCUUUAGUUGGAUCGCUACCAUGUGGGGGGGUUCGAUACAAUACAAAACACCCAUGUUAUUUGCUGUAGGAUUUAUCUUUUUGUUCACCAUAGGAGGACUCACUGGAAUAGUCCUGGCAAAUUCAGGGCUAGACAUUGCUCUACAUGAUACUUAUUAUGUGGUUGCACAUUUCCAUUAUGUACUUUCUAUGGGAGCCGUUUUUGCUUUAUUUGCAGGAUUUUACUAUUGGGUGGGUAAAAUCUUUGGUCGGACAUACCCUGAAACUUUAGGUCAAAUCCAUUUUUGGAUCACUUUUUUCGGGGUUAAUUUGACCUUCUUUCCUAUGCAUUUCUUAGGGCUUUCAGGUAUGCCACGUCGUAUUCCAGAUUAUCCAGAUGCUUACGCUGGAUGGAAUGCCCUUUCCAGUUUUGGCUCUUAUAUAUCCGUAGUUGGGAUUUGUUGUUUCUUCGUGGUCGUAACAAUCACUUUAAGCAGUGGAAAUAACAAAAGAUGUGCUCCAAGUCCUUGGGCUCUUGAACUUAAUUCAACUACACUGGAAUGGAUGGUACAAAGUCCUCCUGCUUUUCAUACUUUUGGAGAACUUCCAGCUAUCAAGGAGACGAAAAGCUAUGUGAAGUAA